Messenger RNA from Botrytis deweyae, 429 nucleotides. RefSeq lists its product as uncharacterized. The record is from RefSeq and is a predicted model, not a curated record. Lineage: Eukaryota; Fungi; Ascomycota; Leotiomycetes; Helotiales; Sclerotiniaceae. The coding region runs from base 1 to 429 and encodes 142 amino acids. The transcript has a single exon.
AUGCUCGUAGAGCGGUAUUCCGUACUAGGCAAUAACACGAGCUGUGCAUCGGGCAUUUGGAGACUCUCACCCGGCCAGGCACGUCUCAUUAUCAAAGAACUACCUCUGACUUUCGAGGAAUUUGAGAAUGGGAAUUUCUCAUCCAAGCUUUUCAAACAUGAUGAGCUGAGUUCCGUUGUUCAGAUGGUGAACUUUGAAAAUGACUGGGAUUGUUGUAAGAUUCAGGCCAAUUUUAUCAAAGGUGGUCUUUUGCUAUGCAUAUCGAUUUUGCACAUUGCUAUGGAUGGUACAGCUAUUGCACGGGUUAUAGCAGAUUUGGCAUAUUAUACUUAUGAUAAUCGUGGACCAGUAGUGAAGAAGAGUCCAGCUGCGUUGGAUCGCUCUCAACUUUGGUUUGGUGACCCUAGAGUGCCCGAUAACAAUAUUUAG